This is a messenger RNA of Dermochelys coriacea (leatherback sea turtle), 2644 nucleotides long. It is a transcript of the gene CBR4, whose product is annotated as carbonyl reductase 4. Lineage: Eukaryota; Metazoa; Chordata; Testudines; Dermochelyidae. The transcript is spliced from 6 exons. Gene Ontology annotation, biological process: fatty acid biosynthetic process. The record is from RefSeq and is a predicted model, not a curated record. Bases 1591 to 2304 code for a protein of 237 amino acids. Gene Ontology annotation, molecular function: oxidoreductase activity, acting on the CH-OH group of donors, NAD or NADP as acceptor; quinone binding.
CGGCGUGGUCUCCACGAGGCGUGAAACUCGGAGGAGCAAGUCACACCGCGCGGGCGUGGGAGACCAGCGGUGUGGAGACAUCACGGGAAGGAGAAAAGGCCUGGCUGGGACACUGUUGGGUCUUGGGAGUGAAAUGGUGUAUAGCAGCUGCUGCAUCCAGCGUCCCUGCCCGAGCAGAUACUAGAGCUGUUCAAACUUUGACCAGCAGCCAAAAUGGCCCCAGCAGCCCCAGUGGUAGAAAAGGUGCAAGACCCAGCCCCUUCACUAGACUCGGUACCAAUACAGGGAUAGAUUUUUCUCCCUAGGACCCAGUCCAUCACGCCUUUUUCAUGUGAGUAGUUCCAUAAUGGCCAGAGUUGGUAAAGCGUUUUGAAAUCCUUUGAUAAAAGCGGCUGUGGUACAAAACAAACGUCUGGAAAGAUGAGGGUUCUGUAGUGUCUCAAAGGUGAGAAUAUUGUGGUACGACCUUGUGGUAAAAGACACAGAGCAGUGAUUCAGUAAGGGGGAAUGACCCUAUAAAAUCUUGUUGAUUCACUUCCGGGCUACUCUCUGUUGAAACUGCCAGUUGCAAUGGUCCUUUGUGGACCGAUGAUUUAUUCUGACUUUUAUUUUUCUUAAAGGGUAUUAUCAGAUAUUUAGAAAUCUCCCAACAGAUUGUAUAAAACUGCUAAAAGGAGUCUGUGUAGUUCCAGAAUAUUUUCAUGUUAAAAACCUAUGUUCAUAAUUUCCCCUGACAUAACAUGGCAGUUCACUGAAAAGAUACCUUUUGGCAUUCUUUCCAUAACCAGCAGAAAAGAAAUGAGGCCUCUUUUCUACCCUCACCUCUCCCACAGGAAGCAACAUUAUAAUGGCAAAGUGACAAAUUCUAGAGCCCUUAUUCUGUCUUUACUAAGGUUUUGACCUGAAGUUAGGUACAUACCUGCUCAAGCAUCAUUUCAACUCAUUAAACAAGCUUUUUAUUAUUUAAAAGCAGAAGCAAUGAACAAAAUACUGUUUGGUUAGUGGCAAUGUAAACACAGUAAGUGUUACUAAUAAAAAUAGUGUAUGUUAUGGUUCAUAGAUACUUGGGAUGAAUUUUGUGGCCAUGGUGAAAAGACUGAGUGGCUUUAAUAUCAGAAGUGCUAAUACAGUAAUCACGUUUCAUUCUUGAGUUGGCUUUGAAAAGACCGAAUUUUAUAAGCACUGACUUGAGUAGGUAUAUAAUGAGCUUUACAAUUAUAUUGCUUGCAAACUUUGUCACACUCUCUUAAAAUAAUAGUUAAUUUGUGGUUAGUGAUUAUCUGACUGAAAAAUUGAAGAUUAUCUGUAAUUCAAAAAUUUUAGUACACUUGUUUCUCACCUGAAGAUAUUCCACCUUAACACAUAGCUAAUAGUGUUUAGUUCAGCUGUUUUUGUUAAAGUUUAAAUAUAAACAAUAAACUAUGAAUACAGUAACACUGAAUCAACCUGAUACAACAGAGUGCUGUAUUCUCAUUGACUUCAGUGGGAAUGGAAGAUAAUUGGCACCAUAGAGGAUCAGGUCCUAAAAUAUGUGGUGCCUGUCACUGAUGAUGAUAGACUUAUUUGCUGUUUGUGAAUUAUUCUUUGGAGAUGGCCAAAGUUUGUGCCAUUUUUGGAGGAUCCCGAGGAAUUGGAAAAGCUGUUGCACAACUGCUGGCAUGGAAAGGAUACCACUUGGCUAUUAUUGCUAGAAAUCUGGAAGUAGCUCAAACUACUGUGAAUCACCUUGGGGCAGGUCAUAUGGCACUUAGCUGUGAUGUAACCAUGGAGCAAGAUGUCCAAAAUACACUUGAGGAGGUGGAGAAGAAUUUAGGUCAUGUUAAUUACUUGGUUAAUGCUGCUGGAGUCAACAGGGAUGGCUUGUUGCUGAGAACCACAUCUGAAGAUAUGGUAUCCCAAAUUAACACUAACCUUCUGGGGACAAUGUUGACAUGCAAAGCUGCUGUAAGGCAUAUGCUUCAACAGCAUGGAGGUGCUAUUGUUAACAUAGGAAGUAUUGUUGGACUCAAGGGCAAUUCUGGUCAGAGUGUGUACAGUGCCAGCAAAGCAGGAUUAGUUGGAUUUUCACGCUCUCUUGCUAAAGAAGUAGCAAGAAAGAAAAUUCGAGUCAACAUGGUUGCUCCAGGCUUUGUUCAUACAGAGAUGACUGCACAUUUGAAAGAAGAUCAGUUAAAGAAAACUAUUCCUCUUGGAAGAUUUGGAGAGCCUGAUGAAGUUGCACAAGCUGUUGUCUUCCUUCUGGAGUCUCCCUAUAUUACAGGGCAUAUUCUAGUUGUAGAUGGAGGCUUGCAGCUUCUAAUUUAAAUGCUACAACAGUACUUAUAAAAUGACUUGAAUGGAGGAAAAAAUAAACUUGGCUGAUGAAGAUUCUGGGGUGUGUAAUCAAGAUGAUGCUUUCAUGAGUGAACACUUUUUAAUCAAAACAGUAAAAUAAUCAUGUACAAGUUAAAUAGUAAACUCUAGAAUGUAAGGUUGUAAUGUAAUAUGUACAUUGGUCAGUUAACUAAAGCCUGCAUAUAGGAUGCCAAAUGAGGAAAUGCAUGGUGGAUCCAUCAUAGAACUUUUUUUCAUAACUUCUCUGAAGAGGUGGGGAAAUGGUAAUGAUACUAAAUCACACAUUAAAAUUAAAUACAUUUUUUCUGAA